AAUGCCCGGGCGCCCGCCACACUCCUCCUCGCCUUCUCCGGAGCAGCCGCGCACGCAGAAGCCGCCGCAAUGACAGCCACUGCAGCAGCCGGGCAGCAGCCGCCGGCGUGAGGGGGCUGUGGGCGCCAUUGCAAGAUGAACGCCUCCCUGGACGGCGGCAGCCCCGGCAAUGGGAGCGGCGGUGGCGGGAGGCCCUUCUGCCUCCUGGCCGCCGGCUACCCGGACAGCCUGGACGUCUGCCUGCUGGAAGUGAUUGUCGUCGUCUUCCUCACCGUCCUCAUCAUCUCGGGCAACCUGGUCGUCAUCUUCGUCUUCCACUGCGCGCCGCUGCUGAACCACCACACCACCAGCUACUUCAUCCAGACCAUGGCCUACGCCGACCUGCUGGUUGGGGUGAGUUGCCUGGUGCCCUCGCUCUCCCUCCUGCACUACCCGGUCGCCUUCCUGCCCGAGUCCCUGGUCUGCAAGGUCUUUGGCUACGUCGUCUCGGUGCUGAAGAGCGUCUCCAUGACCUCGCUGGCGUGCAUCAGCCUCGACCGCUACAUCGCCAUCACCAAGCCCCUCACCUACAGCACCCUGGUCACCCCCUGCCGCCUCCGCGCCUGCAUCCUGCUGCUCUGGCUGUACUCGGGCGCCGUCUUCCUGCCCGCCUUCUUCGAGUGGGGGAAGCCUGGCUACCACGGAGACAUCUUCCAGUGGUGCGCCGACUUCUGGGACACCCGGGCCAUCUUCACUCUGUUCAUCGUGGUCAUGCUGUACGCGCCGGCCGCCUUCGUCGUCUGCUUCACUUACUUCAGCAUCUUCCGCAUCUGUCAGCAGCACACCAGGGAGAUCAACGAGCGGCGGGUGCGCUUCAGUUCCCAGGAGGGGGAGGCGGCCGAGGCCCAGCCUUGCCCGGACAAGCGCUACGCCAUGGUCCUCCUGCGCAUCACCAGCGUCUUCUACAUCCUGUGGCUUCCCUACAUCAUCUACUUUCUCCUGGAGAGCUCCUCUGUUUACCACAACCGCCUGGCCUCCUUCUUGACCACCUGGCUGGCCAUCAGCAAUAGCUUUUGCAACUGUGUCAUCUACAGCUUGUCCAACAGUGUCUUUCAGAAGGGGUUGAAGCACCUCUCGGGCGCCCUUUGCACGCCGUGCGCCAGGCACCGGGCAGCCAAGGACUCCUCUGCCUCCCGGAGCAAAAGACCUUCCAACGGGUGUCACGCCUGACGCGCAGGUUGUUCCCACAAACUCAGCCCAUUAAAAGACGUCCAGACUUGCAAAAAGAGAGACAGACAGAAACGCUGCUGAUCUCAGAAGGACUGAGGAUUUCCACCAGCACGUGCUGUCGGUUUCCGUGUUUCGCUUUAGAAAGGUCCUGGUGGGAAGCGGGGAGUGUCCGUUUUGACCAGGAGGGUCUCCUCCGUGGAGUGACACGGGAUGUACUACAGUGCCAGCAAAAGACCCUUGUGUUCUUCCUUACCACUUUGCUCUGGUGUUUGGAGAUCUGUGCUCUGUGUGUCAGUGCGGGAGUGUGUAAAUGGUUUAAUAGUGUAUUCUUUGAUUUGUCCGUGCAUAUGCCAAAGUAUAUUUCAAAAUCUUAUGGGUCCAAAUGAUGAUUGUCCCUCUUCCUACCCCCCACCCCCACCCUGUUUCCCCCCUUACGCCUGUAGCCAAUAAUGUCAACACUUGAACGUUGGAUUCCAGCGUGCCGUGAGCCAGCGGUGCCCUUUUCUCUCUAGGCUUUUUAUAACCGUGGUUAUUCCUCCUCCCCGUCCCCUUUUUGCCACCUCUGUCUCCCCAGGUUGUUCAUUUGUGAUUUAAAGUACCGUAUUUGCAUUUUUCUUAAAAAAUGAAAUGUCUGUGUAGUAAACAGAUGACUUUGGAGCAGACCAAAUUAGAAGACGAAUAAAGUGUUUCCUUUUUUUUUUUUUUUUUUUUUUUUAAGUAAGCGGAGAAAAAAAUAUUUAUUUUGUCCUUUCCUUGAUUUGGAUUUUGUAGGCAACAGCUUGGGGAUGUGGUCAUGCAUUCCACAGGAUGGUUUGGAAACGAUGUCACCAGCUUGUUUUUUUGUUUUGAGGAAGUUUCU
Messenger RNA from Python bivittatus (Burmese python), 2068 nucleotides. The record is from RefSeq and is a predicted model, not a curated record. Lineage: Eukaryota; Metazoa; Chordata; Lepidosauria; Squamata; Pythonidae.